AUGAGCCCAGAAGCCUUCAAGCAGACACUGCAGAGCGUCAUGAGUACGUAUGAGCAGGACCAGCUAGUGACAAAGACAACAGUUAUACUCAGCAAGCCUGAUGACUGGGAGAGAUGGCUGUUUGUCAGAAAGGACACAGCAGACAGAGACGGCCUGUGGCCGUACAUUGACCCAGGGCUAUCAGCAGAGGAGCUGAGGGAGCUACAAGACGAGAAGCCACAGGAGAAGCCUUGGUGGAGGUUCAAGAAGACACAGGUAUCUAAGGAAGAGCAGGAAGAUAUUGAUAUUGAGGAUCUAUCUGCUGAAGAGAUAUCUGUAUACAACAUGUGGACUAGGAAGUACGAGCGUGACAAGGCAAGAUGGCUGCAGAAAGAGAAGGCCUUGAGGAGCUUCAACUCUAAGAUUGCUAGGACAAUCAACGUCAAGCAUCUAGAUCUUAUUGUUGACUGCUCAAGCCCGUACAGUUAA
Molecule: messenger RNA, 468 nt
Organism: Didymella exigua CBS 183.55
Lineage: Eukaryota; Fungi; Ascomycota; Dothideomycetes; Pleosporales; Didymellaceae
Exons: 2
Coding region: 1-468 (155 amino acids)
Source: RefSeq, a predicted model, not a curated record